Molecule: messenger RNA, 2128 nt
Organism: Pangasianodon hypophthalmus (striped catfish)
Lineage: Eukaryota; Metazoa; Chordata; Actinopteri; Siluriformes; Pangasiidae
Product: odorant receptor 131-2-like
Exons: 1
Coding region: 1-957 (318 amino acids)
Biological process (GO): G protein-coupled receptor signaling pathway
Cellular component (GO): membrane
Molecular function (GO): G protein-coupled receptor activity
Source: RefSeq, a predicted model, not a curated record
AUGUCUGGCCCUUUGACCUUUGUUGAUAUGCAGGCCAUCAGACUCGCUUUUACAGGUGAGAGGAUCUUUAAGGUGUUCCUGGUGCUGUCCACGCAGUCCCUCUUCAUUUACAUUAAUACUGUGAUGCUGUUUACGCUGCGCACCAAGGCCAUCUUCCGUGAGACACCACGCUACAUCCUCUUUACCCACAUGCUCCUGAAUGACACCAUUCACCUGGUGAUCGCCCUGUUGCUCUACAUGCUCAAUAUCUUUUACCUUGUGGUGGUGCGUGCUGCUUGCGCCUUCAUCGUGCUUCUGUCUACAUCAACAUUUGUGAAUGCGCCACUCAACCUGGCUGUCAUGUCCCUGGAGAGGUACACGGCCAUCUGCUUCCCUUUGCGGCACAGCGAGUUGGCUACGCCGGCGCGAGUGAAUGUGGCUGUGGCUCUGGUGUGGGUUUUGGGCAUCAGUGAUGUGCUAACUGAUGUGUGUGCUCUCUUCCUCCUCGCAGAGCCAUCCUUCUACUUGUCUCCUACAGUGUGUACCAUUGCACAACUCAUGGUGGCACCCUGGCAGCAGGGCAGGAGUGUGACAUUCAAAGUUCUGCUCUUCAUCACAGUGGCCAUUGUGUUACUCUACACGUAUGUGGCCAUCCUGUGGCAGGCGCGUGCCGCCUCCUCUGACUCCUCUUCUGCCCGCAAGGCCUCGCGCACUGUGGUACUGCACGCGUUGCAGCUCGGCCUCUCACUCAUGUCAUUUCUCUAUGAGUAUAUAGAGUACCUGCUGGGAAGCCUGCCACUCCCUGUAUACACACAGAUGCGCUUCCUCAUCUUCUUCAUAGUGCUGGUCCUUCCACGCUGCCUCAGCUCACUCAUCUAUGGCCUCAGGGACGAGACCUUCAGGCCACUGUUCAAGCAGAACUUCCUGUACUGUGGUACAAACAAAGUUGUGCCUUUAGAGGCUUUUACAAAACACUAAUGAUGAGACAAUGACAAUGUGAUCAAUGUUUCUGUUAUCUAUAUGUGAAUAAAUGUGUACAUGUGUUUCUGUAGAUACAUACACAAAGGAUGUGGCAUAAGUCUCAAAAAGCUAUUUGUAUGUCGUUUAUCAGGAUCACAAGUGUUAUGGGUUGUUUGUGAUCCUGAUAAAGAUUCUAAUAUUUUAUCUAACAUCAGAAUGAAUGAUUUAUCUGAUGUAAGGAAAAAGAUUUUCUCUGUGUACUAAUAAAAUAAGAGCUUCAUCCAACAUGAAAUUUGUUGAAGCUGUAGCUGAAAAGGUUGAAAUUAUUGCUAGUAACACCAACAUUUUGACACUCCCUUGUCUACCUCUUCAUGGUCACACUGCUUCAUUGCUCCAUAAUGUCACUGAGGUUUUGUUUUGGCCUUCAGAAAUAAAUACAGACAUUACGAGUGAUGUGAAUGUGAUCCACACACAUGCACGUUUGCAUACAUGCAGUAGGUGAACAGAGAUUAAGAGAGUAAAAAAAGAAGAAGAAGAGAUUAAAGAAUAGAAGGAAUACAUGCACUUAUAAUACGCCAUACUUUCUUAGCCAGCAUUGUAAAUGUGAAAAGUAAUGUUGUGAAUGCAGUCUUACACAAAGUUAUUUUAAGUUAGAGACUGGUUUCUUGGCUCUGGCAGCCCACCUAACAGAUCAGUUUUUUUUAUUUGAGUAAACUGAAUGUAUGAAAAGUGAAUGAGAUAUACAGUCCUUACCCUAAAUGAUUUUUGUGCUUUGGCAGUGGUAUGAAUUUGAUUGGCUAAUAAAUAUAGUAAAUAAAUAAACUUGUACUAACUAAAUAAAUGUAGUUAAUACAUAAGUUUGAACACUAGAAAAAUAUGAUAGAUUGAAGUGGAAUCUGGGUAAAAGAAAACAUACAAUCACGGGAAAAAGAAAGUACACCCUCCUUCAGUUCCAUGUGUUUAUUAUCAGGGCCUAAGUAACAAUUGUGUGGUCCUCACCAACUUCUAUAAACAAACAAAUAACAUCAGAUGACAACAAAAAUACACAAUGGAUUUCAAUCCUGUCAAGCAUGGUGGUGCAGGGGUGAUGAGCUUGCUUUGCAGCCACAGGACCUGUAAAACCUGCAAUCAUUGAGACAGUGAUGAGCUCCAGCAGGACAAUGAUCCCAAGCAAACCAGCAAAUCAACA